AUUAAACUCGUUGGACUCCCGCUUUGCCUUCGGAAGUACAACAUUUAGACGUCUUGGUGGUUCAGCAGCACAAAGAUGAGCGGAGACUCGGACGGUAAUAAAGAGUUUCACGAACAGCUCCGUUUGCAGCAGCUGUAUGGACAGGGGGCAGAAGGUAAAAAUGAUCCAUACACCUUUGUCGAUCCAGAAGACGGAACUGCGUAUGACUGGGACCAUGAAAAGCGGGCGUGGUUUCCAAAGAUAAAUGAUGACUUCAUUGCAGCAUAUCAAGCAAAUUAUGGGUUCAAUGAAGAAGGUGUCCCUGAUCCGGCUGCUGCUGAAUCUCUUCCUGGCAAACCAGAAGAGCCCAAGAAACCAAAGGAACCUAUGAAACCAGAUGAACCGAUGACAUCAGAUGAGAGUUCCGACGCAGGAAAAGCUAAAGCAGAAAAGAGAAAAGCAGAUCCAGGCUGGUUUGAAGUUGAAAAGGCUAAAAACACAAAUGUCUAUGUGACAGGUCUUCCUCCAGACAUAACUCCUGAUGAAUUUGUAGAGGUCAUGUCCAGAUGUGGAAUCAUCCUGCGUGAUCCGAUCACAGAGGAAUAUAAAAUCAAGCUCUAUAAGGACAAGCAGGGGAACCAAAAAGGAGAUGGACUUUGUUGCUACCUGAAGAUAGAGUCUGUGGCUCUCGCCGUGCGCCUCUUGGAUGAGACAGAGAUUCGUGGCUACAAACUGCACGUGGAGGAAGCGAGAUUCGAGCUCAAAGGAGACUAUGAUGCCAGCAAGAAAAAGAAAAAGAACAAGGACUAUCGCAAGAGGCUCCAGCAGCAACAAAAACAGUUGGAUUGGAGGCCGGAGAAGGCCGGGGAGGUUCGCAAAAGGCAUGAAAAAGUUGUCAUCAUUCGAAACAUGUUUCAUCCAAGCGAUUUUGAGGAGGAUCCUCUCGAGCUGAAUGAGUACAGAGACGACCUCCGAACAGAAUGCGAGAAAUUCGGCCAAGCGAGGAAGGUCAUCAUUUUUGAUAGGCACCCUGAUGGAGUGGCCUCCGUUUCUUUUAAAGAAACUGAAGAGGCGGAUGCAUGUUUGGCCGCCCUGAAUGGACGCUGGUUUGGAGGGAGGCAGCUAUCAGCACAGCUGUGGGAUGGUGUUACUGACUACCAGGUUGAAGAAACAUCACGAGAGCGAGAAGAGAGAUUGAAGGGCUGGUCCACUUUCCUGGGUGUCGAGAAUGCCACAGCAGACUCUUCCAAGGGAGAAACGCAUAGUGCAGAAAAUAAAAACACAACCACACAAGUUAUAGAAGAACAGGCCCAACAGGAGGAGCAGAAGGAAGAGCACAAGGGAGAACAAUCGGAGGGGGGUGAGAAAGAGAAGGGGGACACGGAAGGAGGAAUGGCAUCAACCGACAGCAGUUUAGCAGGAAGUGACGAUGAAGAUGUGUAGAAACAAGUGAAAAACGUCCCAUCAUAAAAAACACUCAACAGAUGUGUUGUCUGCUGUGUUUUGCAUUUGAUUCCUUAUCGCUCAUGAUAUAUCUGUGUAUUUUAACAUAUAAAAAUCUAGUGAUUUGGAGGGAAAAUGUUAACAUUUGACUGUACAUAGUAAUUUGGCUUCCUCAUUUACCUUUAUGCUCCUGCAUUUCAAUGUCUUAACAUCUGUUAAUCAUUUUAUAAUAAAACCAUUUUGUGCCCA
Molecule: messenger RNA, 1671 nt
Organism: Triplophysa dalaica
Lineage: Eukaryota; Metazoa; Chordata; Actinopteri; Cypriniformes; Nemacheilidae
Gene: htatsf1
Product: HIV-1 Tat specific factor 1
Exons: 10
Coding region: 76-1422 (448 amino acids)
Biological process (GO): mRNA splicing, via spliceosome
Cellular component (GO): U2-type spliceosomal complex; U2 snRNP
Molecular function (GO): RNA binding
Source: RefSeq, a predicted model, not a curated record